UGCAGACAAGAGCAGACAUGUCGAAGAUCUGUUGAUGACGAUCACUCCGCAUUCACAUGCGACAACAUGGAUGCGUUCCUGCAGACAUCGGCCCCAUGUAAAAGUCCGAAGUAGAUAUAUAGUCAAAGAAAUGGACAGAAGUACUUGACCAUCAGCCCUUGUCUUGUUCAAAGAAAUCCUGUCAACUCACACUCCAGGCCCCAUACUACACGCAACCACGAACAAUCGCAAAAUUACAGCAACCAUGGCCGCCAUCGCAUCAACACUCACCAGCAACCCUUGGUUCUUCGAGCCUCUCCAGAUCUUUGCGACCCUGGGUGCCGCCAUAAACUUCGGUGGUUCAGUGCUGCAAUCGCCUCUGAUCAUGCCCACCGUGACCGACCACGUCGUUGGCGUACCAAUCUAUUACACCGCCCAACAAACCGCCUACCUCCUCCACAACAGCGAGCACUUCUUCCCUCCUCUCAACGCCCUCUGCUCGCUCUCAAACCUCAUCCUCACCAGCACUGCUUUCCUCCGCGCUCGCGAUGGCAAUCUCAUCGCUGAAGCCAAGUUCCCCAAGCUCGCUGCUGCUUUUGGAUUGAAUGUUGCAACUACGGCUUGGGCAUUGUUGAUCCAGGUGCCGAUGAACAAGAGGAUGUCUAGAUUGGCUGAGAUCCUCAAGGAGGGUGUUGCCAAUGGUACGGAGAAGGAUAGCAGACAGAAGGCUGCGGAGAAGGAGUUCAGAGACUUGCAGUUGAGAUGGCGCAAGCUGAACUAUGGCCGUGCUGCCAUCAUGAUUGCCAGUGCUGUCGCUGGUGCUCUUGCAUUGGUCGCAAAGCCUUAGGAGAGCAAAUGAUGAUGUCUUUAGGUUUUCUGUCGUCCUUGUUUUGGUGUGGGGAGCCGGGAGUUCUUCUCUGGAGAUGGAAGACAAACGCAUAAAUAUUAAUGCAAAAUCGCACAAAGUUUGACCUCUUCCUUGCUUGCCGAACCUCGCUGGUUUCUCUCUCUUUCAUCACAACUCUUGGUCGUUUUGAGAGUGGUCCUUUGUGGUUUUAGACGAAGUAGUGUCUUGAUCUUUGCGUCUCAGUUUCCGUAGCACCCUCGAGCACCAGAAAACAUGAGCCUUCUUGCGUUUAUCCCAGGCUGCGAUCCAAGCAACAUCAGACUCGAAGUCGUCGGUCAUCUUCCGACAGUAUUGGGCGUCGUCGAAGUCGUAGUCAGUGAAAGGGACAGCCUUGUUCUUGCUGACUUUCCUAGCUUUGACCAACUUUCGACGGGCUCGCUCUGAAUGUAAAGACAGAGAGUCGUUACAUGGAUU
Molecule: messenger RNA, 1300 nt
Organism: Aureobasidium pullulans EXF-150
Lineage: Eukaryota; Fungi; Ascomycota; Dothideomycetes; Dothideales; Saccotheciaceae
Exons: 1
Coding region: 245-826 (193 amino acids)
Source: RefSeq, a predicted model, not a curated record